AACAGAGUUGCCAUUGCAAAGUUUGGGGGAAGAUUCAAACCAAACAAAUUUUUUUGGGGCAUGAAAAACCAAACCAGUGUAAAAGAAGAUGACUUACAGUAGUCAAUGAGAGGAGAUAUUUGGGAACAGCAAUAGUUAUUAUUGUAAUUAACUGUAUCUUUGUCAGAAACCACCAGAUGUGAGAAUAGUUCUAACAAAUCUGAGUGUUUACUGGGGUUGCAGUACUGUAUUUAUUGUGCUGUCACACGCAGCAUUGCUGCAAGAGACAUCUUAGACAAUAGUUACAUUAGUCAGGGAAAGAGAGGUAGAAGGAGUUCACUGAUAACCUGUGAAAAGUUGGGACAGUUGAACAUCUCCCUGGCUUUCCAUGAAGUUGGGAAGAUCAGCCCUCCUUGUCAUCAACUUUGCCUCAGUGUCCUGGUUCUUUGAAGACUCAAAAUGCUCUGAUCUCAGAGGAGCAACCAUACAACCAGAGCCUGAUUUGUAAAUGUUUUCAGGAAUAUGCCUGCUUGAGCUCAUGCAGAAUCUUGCAGAUAGGAUGUACAUUAUAAUAUCAGACACAGAAUGUGACUCACUUGGAAGGAGAUUGCAGAGAGCUGAUUGUUGAAGCUGCAAACCAUCAGACACUCAGAAAGAAAACAAAAUUUAAGUCAAGAUGACAGCAUUGAAUAGGUCAAAGUCUGCUCUGAAAGGGCAGCUCUUUCAUCAAAGUUAAUGCAAGGAAAGCAACCAGUUUUUGCACUCUGAUAUGGCAGAGGAAGAAGUGUCUGUUCAAAUGGGCAGAAUUGCUUUUCUAAAGGAAAACCCUUCCAAGCCCUGUAGAAUAUUUGUAGAAAGAGUGCCCAGUGAGCUUGUUUGGUUAAUCUCUGAUCCACCUGAGGAUUGAAUGGUUCUCUGUUGUUCUUACUAUACAGAAGGAGUUUUAUUAUUGAUUUCAAGUGAGUAAAAAAUCAGGUCCCAUUUGAGCAACUGCAGUGAUUAAGCAGUUCCCUGAAUGGCUGUACCUGAGCCAAUCCUUUUAACAAUUAUCCUAAGGAAAGAUGUUUCUCCUCCUCUGGUUAUCCCAAAUCUGAUUUUUCAUAUCCAAUCCCUACAUGACCUUUCCUAGAUUUCAGCAGUUCCAAGCACAGGGAAAUUAGGAGGGUGAAUACUAAAAGCUUAGAAUCCACUGAAUUAAAAUAAACUUCUAAGAUAUGUUCUUUCUUCCAGUACUAGACAUUAACAGUCCCCAUGUUCUAUAGAAGAAAGAGGUUAAUAAAAAGGGAAAGGAUGAAAAGAGAAUUUUUAAACCCUGUUACAAAGUAGCAAAUGCAAAAGAAGAAUGUAAAUGCAGAAUUUUCUGGCAUGGCAUUGAGUGGCACAGUUCUCACACAUCGUUUUUGCUUGCUGAUUACAUCUGCCUGAUGACUGGAAUAUUUUAAACAAAGGGAUUCACCUGCUAAUUCUGGUGAGAAGAAAGUCACCACAUUAAAGAAAAAUCCAACUGUGGAAAUUCCUGAGCAGUGGAUGCUAAGCAGCACAGGCUUGAUAAAGCCAAGCAGAUGAAUGCUGAGAAAACUCAGGUCUGUUUAUCAGGAGGUUCAUCUCUAGCAAUCCUGGAUGGGAUGCAUUCAGGGGAUCUCGUGCAUGAACACGUGUGCAUAGCACUUGUUUUGCCUCUAGAAAUGCUUUACACAAUCAUCUAAUAUUCAUUUUCAAAUAGACAAGCUAGACACAGAGAGAAGAAAACACCUUGCCCAAGCUUGCCCAGUAAAAGAGUGACAGAUGAGAAAAGAACACACAUUUCCUCAUUUCUCUGGCUGCCUUAUGCCUCAUUUCUGUAGAUCUUUGGUCAGCAACUGUAAAUCUUUCCCUAGUUAUCAAUGUACCUCAUUUGAUUUGCAUUAUUCAGCAGAUUUAUUAGUCAUCUUUAAUUUGUAAACAGUUUCCUUAGAAGAGCCGUAGAUAAUAUCAGAAAUAAUUAAGGCAGGUCAAAAUCCUUGUUGGGGCACUCUCUGGCAGCCGGCUCGUGGGCUGCAGGUGCCUGCCAGCCCUGGGAGCUGCUGCCAGCCCUGUCCCGAGGGGGUUCUGCCCUCCAGACUGCGGGGAGAAGCCUGCUUCUCUAAAAGGUGCGUGUCUGCAUGUUGUUUGGGACUGAAAAUCAGCUCAGCAAUCCCAUCUUCCUCAUCCAGCUGUCCCUCUGGUGUUCCCACACUCAGCAUGGUGGGAUGGUUUGUACUUCAGGAACUUGCCGUUUCCUUCCAGUAUUUCCAAUACUUUGGAAAGGCACCAAGGGAAAAAUCUCACAGGCAGAACAGGGAGCUCUGGAGAGCAAGAAAUUCUACAAAUACUCUGUUGAGAAAGAUCCUUUAAAACUUGAUAAAAAGUAAGGAAGUAUGUGUGGGUGAAACUUAAAAUCCCUGUCCUUAGUUAUAAGCACGUGGUUAAAUGCAUUCCUGGCCUGUGCUGGAAAGCUCUACAGCUCUGUAACAUUUCUCUAGAAGUUGCUCACUCUCUUCCUACAGCCAUGUGUGGUGUACAAGAGGGUGCCUGGACACUGACCACACAGUGAGAAAAGCUGUGAGAAGCCCUUCAGCAUUUAUUUCUUUUAAUUGGAACGCUGUGUGCAAGGCUGCAAGCAGUGUUUGGUGUGAUCCCCUGCCCUUUAAGGGAUGCUGAGCUGCCUCCCUCCUCAGCCGGGUUGUGUAACGCUGCUCACACAGCAGCACACACCCUGCACUUCUCCAAUGGACAGGACUGGAAUCAGGGGAAUCCCCAAUUGCACUGUCCGUGUCCAGCCUUGCUCAGAGCUAUUUUGCAUAGAUGCUCUGCACUAUAAAAUGCUUUUGCCUCCUGGGAGGGAUGCAGAGCCUGAGAGCUGGAAGGCAAGGAGCUCUGAGAGAGGGAGGAGUCUCUCCUGGCAGGGCUGGGACAGCUCUCCCAAAGCACGGAGCAAAGUGUCAGACUCGGUCUCCUGCUCCAGUUCCAAGCUGUCCAGCUGCUCUGAAAACUUUGUCCCUCCUUUCUGCUGAUUUAAAGGUUUGUGCAUGUAACUGGUAACCCUGCCAGUGCAACCCACAGAACCCCACGAGGCUGGACACAAAGCAGCUUCUUGCUCUGAGUGCCAGUGAAGGGAAAUAAGUGUUCCCACAUCACACAAAACAAGGUUUCAGCACAGUGAAGUAAAACCACCAAAAAAACCCAUACGAAAUGCUGUGCCCGUGGCAGUUUGUGUUCAAAUCUCGUGCUGCCAGGAGCCAGUACCCCAGGGAGAAGGAUAUCAACAACAACGUGGAGAAAAAUAGGAAGAUCCAUGGCUCAGAAAAGGAUGAUGCCAAAUUGCAGAAUCCCAGCAAGAAGCAGAUGGAGAGGCUGCCUGUCAUAACUUCAGCAAAGCCCAGCGAGGGAGGAGAGAAUCUCCCUCCAAAUGACAUCAAAGUUUCAAAUCAAAUAUCAGGAUGUCCAAGACAUGUAAGAGUAAGAAACUUGGAAAAUGGAUCCAGCUUUCUUGACACACUACACCUGACUGCAAAAGAGGUUAUCAAUUGCCAAACCAAAGCCUGCCAAGGGUCACUCAUGACCCCAAAGGGCCUGGUGAGAGGUACCAGAGAUGGGCCAGUUCCACCAGAGGAUCUUUUACCUCAGGCAAGAGACUUCCUCAAGCAAUAUUACAGUUCAUUUAAAGAGCCAAAAAUCAAAGAACAGCUGGGCCGGCUGGAAGCAGUGACCAAGGAGAUAGAAAGAACAGGAACCUACCACCUGACCAAGGAUGAGCUGACCUUUGCUGCCAAGCAGGCCUGGAGGAAUGCACCCAGGUGCAUCGGGAGAAUCCAGUGGUCCAACCUGCAGGUGUUUGAUGCACGGGACUGUAAAACAGCCAAGGAAAUGUUUGAGCAUAUUUGUCAUCAUAUUCAGUAUGCCACAAACAAUGGCAAUAUAAGGUCGGCCAUCACGGUGUUCCCGCCGCGGACGGACGGGCAGCACGAUUUCCGCGUGUGGAACAGCCAGCUGAUCCGCUACGCUGGCUACCCCAUGCCAGAUGGCUCUGUCCUGGGGGACCCUGCCACUGUGGAGUUCACUCAGUUGUGCAUCGAGCUUGGGUGGAAGCCGAAAUAUGGCCGCUUUGAUGUACUUCCACUUGUUCUCCAAGCAAAUGGCCAAGACCCAGAAAUAUUUGAAUUACCUCCAGAAAUUGUCCUCCAAGUGCCAAUGGAGCAUCCAAAGUACGAGUGGUUUAAGGAUCUGGAGCUGAGGUGGUACGCGCUGCCUGCGGUGGCCAGCAUGCUGCUGGAGGCGGGAGGGCUGGAGUUCACUGCGUGCCCCUUCAACGGCUGGUACAUGGGCACCGAGAUCGGCGUGCGCGACUUCUGCGACGCGCAGCGCUACAACGUCCUGAAGGAGGUAGGAAGGAGAAUGGGACUGGAAACAAACAAACUGUCAUCAUUAUGGAAGGACCGAGCUGUUGUAGAGAUCAAUGUGGCUGUGCUUCACAGCUUCCAGAAACAGAACGUGACCAUCAUGGAUCACCACUCUGCCUCCGAGUCCUUCCUGAAGUACAUGCAGAGCGAGUACCGCGCGCGGGGCGGCUGCCCGGCCGACUGGGUGUGGAUUGUGCCUCCCAUGUCAGGCAGCAUAACCCCCGUCUUCCACCAAGAGAUGUUGAACUAUGUCCUCACUCCCUUCUAUUACUACCAGGUGGAUGCAUGGAAAACACAUGUGUGGCAUGAUGAGACCCGGAGGCCAAGGAAAAAAGAAAUAAAGUUUAGCAUCUUGGCAAAGGCUGUGCUCUUUGCAUCCUCGCUCAUGCGAGGGGCGGUGGCCACCAGGGCCAAGGUCACCGUCAUCUACGCGACAGAGACGGGCAAGUCGGAGACCCUCGCCAACCACCUGUGCAGCCUGUUCAGCUGUGCCUUCAGCACCAAGAUCCUGUGCAUGGAUGAGUACAAUAUUUGUGACCUGGAAAACGAAACACUUCUUUUAGUGGUUACUAGCACUUUUGGAAAUGGAGAUUCUCCAGGUAACGGAAAGGCCUUGAAAGACUCCUUGCUCAGACUGAAACUGCUGAGAAAUAAAAUUAGGUAUGCUGUGUUUGGUCUGGGGUCCAGCAUGUACCCAGAGUUCUGUGCCUUUGCUCACACCAUUGACCAAAAACUGGCCCAGCUCGGGGCUUCCCAGCUCACUGCAGUGGGUGAAGGGGAUGAGCUCAAUGGGCAAGAAGAGGCAUUCCGCAGCUGGGCAGUCAGUGCUUUCAAGGCUGCCUGUGACAUUUUUAACAUCCGUGGGAGACACAGUAUUCAGUUGCCUGAGAUCUACACCUCUGAGGAAAGCUGGGACCCUACCAGUUACAGAGUAGUGCAUGACUCCCAGCCCAUGGACCUGGCUAAAGCUCUUGCAAACAUUCAUGCCAAGGAUGUAAUUCCCAUGAAGCUGAAAUUCAGGCAGAAUCUUCAAAGUUCGAAGUCCAGUCGUGUCACCAUUCUGGUUAAACUUCACUGUGAGACUAACCACGAAGUGCACUACCUUCCUGGGGAGCACGUUGGGAUUUUCCCAGGCAACCAGGCAGAAUUAGUCCAUGGCAUCAUUGCCCGUGUCAAGGAUGCCCCUCCAGCUGGUCAGACCAUCAGGCUUGAAACCUGCAUUGAUGGUGGGUACUGGGCAAGUCACAAAAAGAUUCCAGCCUGCACACUACCCGAGGCUUUGACAUACUUGCUUGAUAUCACUACUCCACCCUCCCAACAACUGCUAAAAAAACUUUCCCAGCUGGUGACAGCAGAAGGAGACAAGCAGAGGCUGGAGGUGCUGUGUCAGAGCACAGAGGAAUACAAUAAAUGGAAGUUUUACAACAGCCCAAACAUCCUGGAGGUCCUGGAGGAGUUCCCUUCUGCUGAGGUCACCACAGCUUUCCUGCUGACUCAGCUGCCACUUCUGAAGCCCAGGUACUAUUCUGUCAGCUCCUCCUGCGACAUGACAGCCAGAGAGAUUCAUCUGACAGUUGCAGUUGUAAACUACAGGACAAGAGAUGGAGAAGGGCCUUUGCACCAUGGAGUCUGCAGCACGUGGCUGAACACAAUAGAGCUCAAUGAAACCGUUCCCUGCUUCAUCCGCAGUGCUAAUGAGUUCCACCUCCCCGAGGAGCCAGCCAAGCCCUGCAUUCUGAUCGGCGCGGGCACGGGCAUUGCUCCCUUCAGGAGCUUCUGGCUGCAGCGCCUCUAUGACCUGGAGCACAGAGGGCUCAGAGGAGGGGACAUGACCUUGCUGUUCGGCUGCCGGCAGCCAGACCUGGAUCACAUCUACAGGGAGGAGACUGAGGAGAUGAAGAGGAGGGGAGUCCUGAGAGAUGUCUACACAGCUUACUCCAGACUGCCCGGCCAAGAGAAGGUCUACGUCCAGGACGUGCUGCAGGGGCAGCUGGAGGCCCGCGUGUGCGAGGCGCUGCACGGGCAGCAGGGCCACGUCUACGUGUGUGGGGACGUGCGCAUGGCGCGGGACGUGGCCGCGGCGCUGCGGGCGCUGCUCGCCCGGGCCCUGCGCCUCAGCCCGCAGCAGGCGAACGAGUACCUCCAGCAGCUCAAGAGCCAAAAGCGAUACCAUGAAGAUAUAUUCGGGGCUGUGUUCCCACAUGAAGUCAAAAGAGCUUUGCAACCCACCAGCUGAAGAACAAAUCCACUUGUGUUUUAGACAAUACUUGCACAUUUGUUGUUAUUUUCAAAAAACAAAGAGCCAAAUCCUCCUUCUUAUACUUGUUCAAUCAUGCAUGGGUAUAGGAUUGUAGGGUUUGACUAAUAAACCUCAGCCUUAAUUAAGUAAAAUAUUAAAUUUAACUUUUAUUGCUAUUUAUUCUGACAUUUUAAUACAUUACCUUAAUAGUGAAAGUGCAAAUUAUUUUUUUAAUACCAUCUAUGCUAGUAUAAUCUGGUGGUUUUUAUACAUAUUAGGAAAAUUACAGUUUUGUACUAAGUUACCUGGAGCUGAAAUCUUUUUUUUAAAUGUACUGUUUAUCUUUGUGACCUUAUUUAUAUCAGAUUGGUUUACUUGCAUAUUAUCUUCACUUGAAAUUGAAAACAAGUGAAUGCAUGGUUGUGUUGCUGGGAGUUGUCUGGCCACGUGCCUGGAUCUGGAGCAAUGUUUGCAAAUGAAAUAAUAAUGUGCUGGUCCCCAAGUGGCACCACCGGCUGCAUCACCUCAGAUGUGUCUGCUCAGCAGGCAGCAGUGGGGAGCUGUGCUUUGUGGGACUCAGGUACACGAACAUCAGCUGUUGUUGUUACAGAGCCUACAGCAGGAAGGUUCCAAAAAUUCCAAAGCACUUUGUACAUUUGAAUUCUAUGCUCUGGUUUACUUGAUUUGUUUGUAAUAAAUCUGUCUUUAUACUCACACAAAGGAUGUGGAUCAGUGAACCUCUUCUUGCUCUUGGCUCCAGCCUGCAAAGGCAGAGGUAACAAGCAGCUCCCAGGCUGUGGUGAGGUGGGUUUGGCUGCUCCCUGAGCUAAGGGCAUCUCCAGCAGUUACAGUCUGCCUAUCAGCAGUUUUGUAUGUUUGUUACUGCCAGGCAAGUGUGAGUUUGCACCAGGGAGUGAGACUGGCCUGAAACUGCCCUCGUUGUAUUUGGACUCGGGCUCUUUCUAGGUGUUGCAGUUACAUCAGAAAUAGUUCCUUCUCUGAAAUUACCAGGACUAUUUGAGCAUAUUAAAAAGGUGAGAUUUUCCUGCCAUCCCUCAUCUCCAGGAGCUGGAAUUGAUGAAGGCAGAGUUGCGACUCCAAAGUCAGCAGUUCUGUGUGUGAACAGUGUGUUUCACACAUGCUUCAGGACAGCCCUUGGCCCCUGGAACUGGGCUGAGGUGGUUGUGCACCUUGCUGGGCUGGGACUGGACUGGGAGUUGCAGAUUAACACUUUCU
Zonotrichia albicollis (white-throated sparrow) is the source of this 7872-nucleotide messenger RNA. NCBI's taxonomy places the organism in Eukaryota, Metazoa, Chordata, Aves, Passeriformes, Passerellidae. The record is from RefSeq and is a predicted model, not a curated record.